Messenger RNA from Notolabrus celidotus (New Zealand spotty), 1134 nucleotides. RefSeq names its product NME/NM23 nucleoside diphosphate kinase 4 (gene nme4). Gene Ontology annotation, molecular function: nucleoside diphosphate kinase activity. The record is from RefSeq and is a predicted model, not a curated record. The transcript has 5 exons. Gene Ontology annotation, biological process: GTP biosynthetic process; UTP biosynthetic process; CTP biosynthetic process. The coding region runs from base 180 to 785 and encodes 201 amino acids. Lineage: Eukaryota; Metazoa; Chordata; Actinopteri; Labriformes; Labridae.
UAAACAUGUUGAUGUUUGAGCAGAAACACGAGAAACAGAGGGCACGUCUGGCAUCAGUGGAGUUAAAUAGGUUUCCGUUUGAGCGACAUUCAGGGAGUUGACAGGCAGGGGGAUGACUCGAGAGUAGAAAUAGAGGAGGUUUGACUUUUCUCUCCAGAGGCGAACAAAUAACGGACAAAAUGCUGCGGUGCAUUAUUAAGAAAAUUCUCCAACAUUCUUAUGUAGGGGAACAAGGGACCAGCAAAGGUCUGCUGUCUGCGUUUCCCACUGCGCUGCUCGGUGAGCACAGAGCUGCUGUAGGACACAGGAGCAAAUCAAGUCUCCCAGAAGUGAGAGAGCGGACUCUCAUAGCUGUGAAACCAGAUGGAGUUCAUCGUCGUCUUGUGGGACAAAUCAUUCAGCGGUUCGAGCAGCGAGGAUUCAAGCUGGUUGGACUGAAAAUGUUGCAGGUGUCCGAGGAUCUUUUGUCUCAGCACUACAUUGAGCUGAGGACUAAGCCCUUCUAUCCCAGGCUUCAGCAGUACAUGACAUCAGGACCUGUGGUUGUCAUGGUCUGGGAAGGGCACAAAGUCGUGCAGACGUCCCGUGUGAUGGUGGGACAUACUAACCCAGCGGAGGCCUCAGCAGGCACAGUCAGAGGAGAUUUCAGCUUUCAUGUCAGCAGGAAUGUGGUUCAUGCCAGUGACUCACUGGAGGGCGCACAGAGGGAGAUCCAGCUGUGGUUUAAGGGGAGAGAACUCCUGAACUGGGACUGCUGUGACCAGAGUAACACUUGUGAUGUGUGAAGUUGGAGACAGUUGGUGGCAGUGAGAGUCACUAACACUACCUCCUCUCUCGCAGCUCAAAGCUGUUUUUUGUGACACUUAGAGCUGGAAAAAGAUAAGUCAUAUUCAUGGUUUCUAUCGAAGUACUGACCUCAGCAAAUGCACUUAGAAACAAAAAGAUUUACGCUGAAUUAAAUAUAUUAGUUACACUUAAUUUAAUACAACUUACACUUAAACGUAGCUGUUUUUCAUUGAACAGCCAAAGUAGGAGAGGCUUGUCUUUUUAUCUCAGGAUAGAAUAUUUGUAAUAUUUGUUUUUUUGUCAACAUGUUUGUGAAAUAAAGCAUCUCUGUGGAGUCUUAGAAAAUAA